AUGUAGGUGUGUGUAUAAAGUUAUUGUGACCCAAAAUGUUUAAGAUCAAAUAAUAAUAAAAUAGUUUGUUAUUAAAAAAUUGUGGUGAAUAAGAAGUUUUUGGACUAAGCUGCUUAUUGCGGACAACAACAAUGGAUCCUAACAUGACGCUGGAUUACAACACCAGCUCACUAAUUUUACAAGAAACAACAACAUCAACAACAAUAUCGUCGAUUGUUGUGCGGAACGCAACGAGCGCCAGCAACGCAUACGAGUGGCGCUUUGUCCUUCCGCCAUACAUCCUGAUCUUCUUACUGUCGACGUCAGGCAAUUGCCUGGUGAUCGCAACCCUGGCCAGCAACCGGCGGAUGCGGACUGUAACCAACGUGUAUUUACUUAACCUGGCAAUAUCGGAUUUCUUACUCGGCGUGUUCUGUCUACCGUUCACACUCGUCGGGCAAAUAUACCGUCGCUUCCUGUUCGGCGCGACUCUGUGCAAACUAAUACCCUUUUUGCAAGCCGUCUCAGUCUCGGUAGAUGUGUGGACUCUCGUCGCCAUAUCCCUCGAGAGAUACUUUGCAAUAUGCAGGCCGCUCAAAUCAAGGAAAUGGCAGACUCAGUGUCACGCCUACAAGAUGAUAGCGACUGUAUGGAUACUGUCCCUAGCGCUCAACUCUCCUAUACUGAUAGUCUCUACACUCCAGCCUAUGAGAGGAAAUGCAUACAAAUGUAGAGAAGUGUGGUCAAGCCUGGAAUUGGAGAGAACUUUUAACCUUGGCCUGGAUGCCGUCCUACUGGUGCUACCGUUCUUCAUCAUGUCCUUCGCGUACUGCCUCAUAGUGACGAAGCUCUGGCGCGGCAUGAGGCACGAAAUACAGCAUAAUUUCAACUGGCAGAAAAACUUGACCAACGACAACGCUUGCAAAGCGAAUCACUUACUAGCAACUACACCUGUAAUACAAGCCAAUGAAUCUGAAGUAUGCUGCAGGAAUGGCUGCAACUUGAAAAAAAUCUCUAAGGAAACUGAAUCAAAACUGGACGCAGACAGGAAAAUGCAAACAUGCUGGUUGCACACUGACGUGGAGUUCCGACAUGUGGUGCGCUCCACCCACAUCGACAAGAGCAUUGAAGCCAAGCGUAAGGUAAUAAGGAUGCUGUUUGUGAUCAUACUGGAGUUUUUCAUCUGCUGGGCUCCGCUGCAUGUCAUCAAUACGAUUUAUCUGUUCUACCCCGAGGAGUUGUACCAGUACAUCGGCUCCAAGGGCAUCGUGUGCCUCCAGCUCCUGGCAUAUUGCUCCUCAUGCUGCAACCCCAUCACGUAUUGCUUCAUGAACAGGAAGUUCAGACAGGCUUUCAUCGUGCUCUUCAAAAGUUGCAGACUAUUGCGAUGCUGCUUCCCUCGACAAACGGAUGGCAGCAAGCAGGUCACUCCACCACCAUCCAGCCAGGAGGUUACCGCGUGCGUGGUCCGAGGCAGCCACACUGGCCGCUCAGAGCUGGAUGGACUAGAAGGGGAGGAUUGUGUUUAGCAGCGGCUCUCAAAGCACUGCUUUGGGAAGCAGCGCUCAUCCCGCCCUGCCCGCGCCCGCCGUCGCAAGGCCCGUCACACAAGUUAUCGAGACAGGCGAGGAAGGGAGUCAAUUCCUAUAUCGCAUUACAUGGCCUCGGGCCGGGCAGCCGAAGAGCACGGGACCGACACAGCCCCUUUAUGAAUAAGAAGACUUUGAAGUCUAGGAGCUAGUGAGGUUCUCA
This is a messenger RNA of Bicyclus anynana (squinting bush brown), 1731 nucleotides long. RefSeq names its product cholecystokinin receptor type A-like (gene NGR-A9). Gene Ontology annotation, molecular function: neuropeptide receptor activity. NCBI's taxonomy places the organism in Eukaryota, Metazoa, Arthropoda, Insecta, Lepidoptera, Nymphalidae. Gene Ontology annotation, cellular component: membrane. The transcript is spliced from 12 exons. The record is from RefSeq and is a predicted model, not a curated record. Bases 132 to 1508 code for a protein of 458 amino acids. Gene Ontology annotation, biological process: neuropeptide signaling pathway.